AUGGAGCUGAGCAUUGACACGUCGGAGCUGCAGCUGCCAGGGGAGUACGACUUCGAGAGCAACUUCAACGAACGGGAAGCUAGGGAAUGGAUGAGGGAGAACUGGCACAAGUCUGUGUUUUUUGCUGUGGCUUAUGUGAUCUUGGUCUUUGGAAUCCAGCAUUUCAUGAAGGAAAAGAAAGCCUACAACCUACGUGCACCACUGGUCCUGUGGUCCUUCAAUCUGGCCUUGUUCAAUGCCAUUGUGGCCUGUCGGGUCUGGAAGCAAAUGGCCUUCAUCCUUUCUACCAAGGGAUUUAAGCAAUCAGUGUGUAGUCAGUCCUUCUAUGUCCACCCCAUCUCCAAGCUUUGGGUAUAUUUGUAUGUGUGGAGUAAAUUCCUGGAAAUGGGUGACACCAUGUUCAUUGUUCUCCGGAAAAAGAAGCUCAUCUUCCUCCACUGGUUCCACCACAGUAGCACAGUGAUGAUCACCUGGUAUAGCUAUGCGGGUAUGUCGGCUGGCAGUGGCUGGGUUGUCAUCUUGAACUCCAGUAUCCAUGCUGUCAUGUACUCAUACUAUGCCGUGCGAGCGGCAGGUUUCCAGGUACCCCACUUCCUUGUCAUGGUAAUAACCAUUUCACAAAUUGUGCAGCUGCUGGGAUUUGUAAUAAUGUACACCUUGAUUAUCUUCUGGAUGGAGGAUAAGGUCUGCCAUGCCACCUGGACCGCUGGUUUCCUUUCAUUCAUGUUUAGUCUCAGUAUCCUGGUGCUCUUCUGCAACUACUUCUUCAAGACUUAUCUGGGGAGCCCCCAGAAACCCAAAGGGGAAUAA
This is a messenger RNA of Chaetura pelagica (chimney swift), 810 nucleotides long. RefSeq names its product elongation of very long chain fatty acids protein 6-like. Gene Ontology annotation, biological process: fatty acid elongation, polyunsaturated fatty acid; fatty acid elongation, saturated fatty acid; sphingolipid biosynthetic process. The record is from RefSeq and is a predicted model, not a curated record. Gene Ontology annotation, cellular component: endoplasmic reticulum membrane. The transcript has 4 exons. The coding region runs from base 1 to 810 and encodes 269 amino acids. NCBI's taxonomy places the organism in Eukaryota, Metazoa, Chordata, Aves, Apodiformes, Apodidae. Gene Ontology annotation, molecular function: fatty acid elongase activity.